This is a messenger RNA of Bufo bufo (common toad), 1186 nucleotides long. It is a transcript of the gene BMERB1, whose product is annotated as bMERB domain containing 1. Bases 107 to 739 code for a protein of 210 amino acids. Gene Ontology annotation, biological process: negative regulation of microtubule depolymerization. Lineage: Eukaryota; Metazoa; Chordata; Amphibia; Anura; Bufonidae. The transcript has 6 exons. Gene Ontology annotation, cellular component: microtubule cytoskeleton. The record is from RefSeq and is a predicted model, not a curated record.
CUCCUCCUCCCUUCACCAUCCCACCCACCUAGCCAUCACCUCUCAGCCUACCCACAGACAGGCAAGGAAUCUCUAUAGUGAGGAGCACCCAGGAGAAGCAGGAACCAUGCAGACGUCCAUGGAGUUAAAGAAAUCCAUCUCAGCCACCUUGGAGACAGACAAGCCAAUGAAAAGAUAUGGAGCAGUGGAGGAGACUGACUGGAAAGCAGGGGGGCUGGGGAGAAGAAAUCAACUUGACGUUGUUUCUAUGGCUGAAACAACCAUGACACCGGAAGAAAUUGAACUUGAAAUGACUAAAAUCCAGAGGCUUCGAGAAGUCUUAGUCAGAAGGGAAUCAGAACUAAAGUUCAUGAUCGAUGACAUUCAGCUGUGCAAGGAAAUUAUGAGCCUGAAACAAGAACUGCAGAGCUUAGUGGACAUGCCAGAGAAAGAUAAAACGAAUGAGCAGAAGAAACGAGAAGACGAGUUGAUCCAGAAGAUUCAGAAGCUGGUACAGAAGAGGGAUUUCCUUGUAGAUGAUGCCGAAGUGGAGCGGUUAAGAGAAAAAGAAGAAGACAAGGAAAUUGCAGACUUCUUACGCAUCAAAUUGAAGCCGCUGGACAAAGUCACAAGACCAGUUGCCAGCAGUACCACUCCCGAGAAGAAAACGGAACUACCGCCAACUAAACCUUCUUUAACAAAGACAGGGAUGGCUAUCCUCAAAGAUUGCUGUGGUACCACCCAGUGCAGUGUCAUGUAACACACAGCCUCAGUUCAGACAUCUGAAGGCUCCUACAAGAUGAUGGGUUCCUUAACAGAGGAUACGUGCAUCUAGAAUCCUGCUACCAAGAACUGUCCGUGCUGUAGAUAUUACAGCAACGCAUUUACCAAUAGUGUACCAAUAGUGAAUUCCUCGCUGUCGCAUGGAUCACUCAAUGAGCAUGUUUAAGAGGAGCGUGUAUGUAUCAAGAUACCUGCAUAUCUAUGUAUAUAGGGUGGCCAGCAAUCAGUACUGUUUUGUACCAGCCUGAGUGAUUACUUAGUAGAAAUAGCAGUCUGCGUCCUGGUCUCCUGAGAAAUUAACAUGCAGUGUCAAUCAAGACUGAGCCUAUGUGUCACCUGCAGCCCAUCUUUUUUGCAAUACUAAAAACGGCCAUUGACCUUUUUAGUAAUGAAAAACCAUGUUCCAUACAUAAAAAUGACAACA